Necator americanus (New World hookworm) is the source of this 1020-nucleotide messenger RNA. RefSeq lists its product as uncharacterized. The record is from RefSeq and is a predicted model, not a curated record. NCBI's taxonomy places the organism in Eukaryota, Metazoa, Nematoda, Chromadorea, Rhabditida, Ancylostomatidae. Bases 1 to 1020 code for a protein of 339 amino acids. The transcript is spliced from 7 exons.
AUGCCGUCGUCGGGUUCACGUAUCCUCGCGUACUCCCUCAAGGAAGAGCGUUAUGCUUUCUGUGGCGAGAGGGGAAGAACCCAGAACCUCUCAACAGAGACUGUGGAAAAGAAGACCACUACGUAUCCGGGUCAAGCAGCUCCUGGAUGGACUCGCGAAAUCGAAACCAUCAACCCCAUUAGGUGGUCAUCGCAGACAGUGCCAGGACAACACCAACUUCAAGGCUCUGAAGAAGGCGACGAUGCCGAAGCGUUAGCCAGAAUAAAGAUCUUGGUGGCGGAGCAGGCUAAGCGCGGCUUCACAAUCAUGACUGAAGAGCAAAAAGCGCUUGUCUAUGGUGCAGAAUCUCCAUUCAACAGUUCUGAGUCACUGCAACGACUGCGACAUGUCAACAAGCACAACGGUGACGCACUGAUCGAGAAAGAGAUCCGUCUCGUUGCAGAGGCAAAGCUAUGGAAACUGCGCCAGCAGGAUAUUGUGGGAACAACGCUGGUUCGCAGCCCCUUGCUGAUAGCCAAUGCUCCGAUCCUCUCACAACCUGUCAUACUUUCACCAUUGGUGCUGUCACCUUCGAUUCUCACUCCUGCCGUUCUGGGUCCAGUGGUGUUGGGACCAUGGGUAUUCAUUCCCGUCAUUCUAUCACCUCGUCUGCUCUCGCCGCUUAUCGUAAAUCCUUUGAUCUUCUCGCCGAUCAUUCUCUCCCCUCUCGUUUUGCAUCCGCUCAUAUUAGCACCAGGAGUGUUCAACCCGCUCAUUCUCUCACCGUUGCUGCUCUCUCCGUUUAUACUAUCGCCACAGGCGUUCACUCCUCUCAUCCUGAGUCCUUUCGUGCUGAAUCCGAUCAUCCUUACUCCGGGCGUUGGAACACCACUCAUUCUAUCCCCAUUCGUGCUUUCCCCGAUCAUUCUAUCCCCUCAAGUGCUUUUUGGAGUGAUACUCUCUCCUUAUGUAUUGUCACCUCUGGUUGCUACAAAGCUUUUCGUGAGUACUGUGGUUGCCUCCCCUAGUUGGUUAAGCUGA